Messenger RNA from Achroia grisella, 435 nucleotides. RefSeq lists its product as uncharacterized. Bases 1 to 435 code for a protein of 144 amino acids. The transcript has 4 exons. The record is from RefSeq and is a predicted model, not a curated record. Lineage: Eukaryota; Metazoa; Arthropoda; Insecta; Lepidoptera; Pyralidae.
AUGGAUGCUGUUAGUCCUACUUUUUGUUGGCAGUACUUCACAUCUUUACACCAUUUAACAUUAACUAAUUCGAUUCCUGAUCCUCAGUAUGUUCAUAGUGAAUAUUAUUUUGGAGAAUGUAAGAGGACGAACAAUAUAUUGUAUACUCAUGUUCAUUUAGACCAUAUGGAUGUUCUGGGAAAAAUCAUAAUAAGGGGCUGGAUAGAAGUAAUAAGGAUACCAACAUGCAUAUUACUACGAGCCACUUCAUACGAGAACGACAUGUUUCGAAGCACCGCCUUCAACUUCCAGAUGUGUGUCCCUCGCAUAACAUAUUGUCACUCAAUGAAACGAUACAAAUAUCACUACUACGAAUGGUAUUUACCAUACGACAUGGUCGGUGGUAUGAAUUGGGAUUUAUAUUUUUUUGGUUCACCUUCAAAAGAAUGGCAGUAA